This is a messenger RNA of Effrenium voratum, 1119 nucleotides long. NCBI's taxonomy places the organism in Eukaryota, Dinophyceae, Suessiales, Symbiodiniaceae. The record is from the annotation of a GenBank genome assembly.
AUGACAACCGCAACUCUUCGCGGCGGCGACCGCGUCGUGAAUGUCUGCUGGCCAAAUGGAACCAGCGCGGACUUUCCCUUUCUCUGGCUUCGGGACAAUUGCCCGACGGGCUUUCAUCCCGACACGAGGGAGCGCCAGUUCGACCUGACAAGCAUUCCUCUCGGAUUGAGUGUCGGCAAUGUUUCGCUCGAAGAUGGCGAUAUUGUCGUGACCUGGGACGGGGAAUCUCACACCAGCCGAUUUGAUCCGGGCUGGCUAUACGAUCACCGGCCCGGCAUAGGACUUCUGGACCCGGCCCAGGUGGAUGCAACGCUCUGGCGCGCCGACUUUUCACCGGCCGAUCUUCCUCGCGCGACAUCAAGCGAUCUGACGUCAAGCGACGCACUUUUGCUGGAAUUUCUGCUGGAAGCCAAGAAAACCGGACUUGCCAUCGUUGACGGCAUGGCACACGACAAGGAUGCCGGAAUGGCGAUGGCACGGCGUAUCGGCUUUCUCAGAGAAACAAAUUUCGGCACGACGUUCGAGGUCAUGUCGAAGCCAAACCCGAACAAUCUUGCCUAUACGUCCCAUGCCCUGCCGCUUCAUACGGAUCUUGCCAACCAGGAACUGCCACCUGGCUUCCAGUUUCUGCAUUGCCUUGCCAACGAGGCGGAAGGUGGCGGGUCGACAUUCUGUGAUGGAUUUGCCAUCGCCAACGACCUUCGCAAUGACGAGCCGGAAGCCUUCCGUCUGCUGUCCGAAACGCCUGUCCCCUUUCGCUUUCACGAUGAGGACUACGACAUCCGGCGCCAUCACACGGUGAUCGAUCUUGAUCUGUUCGGAAACAUGCAGGAAUUGCAUUUCAAUGCCCAUCUUGCGGGAAUUUUCGACCUGCCGGCCGACAAGAUGGAGCCUUACUACACUGCGUAUCGCAAACUCAUGGAGAUGACCCGGUCAGAAAGAUACGUGAUGACCACACGUCUGCGGGGCGGAGAAAUGGUGAUUUUCGACAAUCGCCGCGUCCUGCACGGUCGCGCCGCAUUCGACCCGAACACCGGAUUCCGGCAUUUGCGUGGCUGCUACGUCGACCGAGGCGAGUUCGACAGCCGCAUUCGGGUUCUGAGCCGGUCGCAGGGUUGA